Hyaena hyaena (striped hyena) is the source of this 2054-nucleotide messenger RNA. RefSeq names its product translation initiation factor IF-2-like. The transcript has 3 exons. The coding region runs from base 1 to 1020 and encodes 339 amino acids. Lineage: Eukaryota; Metazoa; Chordata; Mammalia; Carnivora; Hyaenidae. The record is from RefSeq and is a predicted model, not a curated record.
AUGCCCGGCCUCACCUCCCCGUUACUGGCGCCGGCGUUCCCGGGCCAUCUCCCUCCGCCGACACCACGCUCACUCUCAGCCCGGGCAGCGGCGCCAACUACACGGCGGCAGCGGCGAACCGGGGGGAGGGGGCAAGAAGACACGUCCGGCUCAGCCCCGCAGAGAGCUACUGCCUUCUCCGCCUUCUCCUCCUCCUGCUCCGCCGCCUCCUCCCCUCCUCCCCCCGUCGCCGCCGCUGCCUGGCCCUUCUCCUCCGCCUCCUGCCGCCGCCGCCGCCGCUGGUGCCGCCGCUGCCGCUCCACCAACUACAUCCGGGCAACUCGGACGCCGCGGCCUUCGGAAAACCUCGGCAGUUUCCGCCGCGCCCCUCCUCUCCCACCCUCUGCCUUCCUCCCCGCCCCGCGCGGCUCCGGAACGCCGCCUUCGGCAAACCUCGGCCCGCCCCGGCCUUCCUCUUCCUCUGAGGCCUGGCUCGCCUCCUCGCUACCCGUCAGGUCUUUCCGGUUGCCGCUUCUUGUCCUCAAGCGCAAGUCUGGCCGCUGCCGUUCCAGUUUAGGGAUAGUCCCGCUCGGGGGCCCUCUCGAGGCUGGUCCCGGGGGCCCCGGGAUGCGCGGGGAGGGAGCCGCCUUCGGGAGGAGGACGCUGGGGCGUGAGAGAAGCCAUCGCGGACUAAAUAAAGGAGGCUGCGGCUGCUGCGCGUGCGCCCAGAGGCGCGGGGGUGGGCGGGUGCCCUUGGGUGAGCUCUCCGGCCGCCGGCCCCCGCCCCUUCGGGCUCCGGCGAGGUGGUCGGAACCCCCCACCCCCCACUCCCCGGUUGGGCGGCGGGCGGAUGGUUACCAAGGAGCUUCCUCGGUUGGCAGCGAACGCAGCCGCCCUCAGGGAGGUGGGGAGCGUGCCGCUGCUCCCUGUGGCCCGCUCCCGGUAGCCGGAACCCGGUCACCCGCCCCAGACCGGACGCCGAGCGCGCGGCCGGCCUUCGGUGGGCAGGGGCUGCUCGGAGCUCUCGCGUCGACGCGUUAGAAUUCCUCUUCCUCCUUGAAGUCCUUUGGUGAAAGAAAACUCUUCCGCACGUUCUGCACGUGAAUGAAGGUGUAGGUUGUGCUGAAUGAAGCUACAACGCGUUGAAUUUUCUGUACCGCUGCCGGCACAAUACCAACUUUGGCGCAUUGGGAGGGGAAAAGUCAAAUGCACCCCCACCCCAUUAAGCUUGGGGUGGUUAGUGGUUGAUAUUCAGGUGGGGUUUCCUCCCCUCUCGAAAUUCCUUAUAAGGCAGCAUUAAUUUAAUAAAUAGAUUGUAAUAACAUAAUUAUAUACUUAUUUGCGUAAAAGAAAAAGGUAAAACAGGAAACCAGAGAAACAAGACCCCCACCGGAAACCAGUAUCCAAAAGUAGCUGACUUGGUUUCCAACAAUUACCCUCAUUGCUGGGCGUAAUAGAGGGAAUGAUGCGGGGAAAAGGCCCUGAAAUCACAACUGAUUGGGGAAAAAAAAAAUGCUUAUCUACCCUGUUUGUCAAAUCCACCUGCCAAGUGUUGAGAUUAUUGCUUUUUGUGACGGCCAGUAAAAGCUGAAUGCCCCUGUGAGCUAUUGGUAACAACAAAAAAAAAAACCCUGCUAGUGACUGAAAUGAGUGAAAAAAUUAAAAACCUAGAGUCUUACGUGCAACUUCUAACACUUUUGUAACAAAUACACUGAAGACAGAUUAGCAGAGUACGCACAAAUGUAAAAAUCUUAGGCAGAAUCUUUUUGAAAACUGGAAGCAAAAAUUGUUCAUUUCUUGAUGAUAAUCGUGUGCUGUAACUUUGACAUAUACCAUUUGAUCAAAAGCAGCGAACUGGGGGACACUGUACAAGGCAAUGUACAAUAUUCAUUAUUCAUAGAUUCCAUAUUUGCAAAUUUGCCUACUCACUAAAAUUUGUAACCACCAAAUCUGUGCAUAGCAUUCACAGACAUGCACAGUGGCAAAAAAUUUAACAUUCCCAGCUGAGUGUAACAAGACAGCCCUGCCUUAUUAUUUCAGCUCUCAUAUUGUAAAUAAAUGUACUUUUCAUAAUA